GGAAUUCGCGACCAGAUCAUUCACCCCAUCCUUCUGACCUUGUCAGCCUUCCACCACAGAAGUCAGAAAGGCUUCGACUUUGUGUAACCAUCGACUGAAGCAGAUUCACUGGGUGAGUGGAAGCUUGAACUUGUUCCUCACAUAGCCUUUUGUCAAGUCGACGAGGGAGGUACUAUCGGUCCUUCCAAGGUUGUCCUUGACGACUUCCAUCAUUUUCACCUUCCCAUUGACUUGAUAUUGGCCACCGAUCAUAUGCGACUUUCUUGCAUGGACUGACACGGUUGACAGUAUCCAUCCCUCGUACCAACCAGUCUACACCACCAGCUCGGUCCUGUCAAAAUGUCCUCGACAGCUCUUCCCAAGCGCGUUGCGCUGCAUCGCAACCCAACCACGGAGUCCUCCGUCCCCAGCUCCGUCUCUCACUCUCCUUUCGACAGUCCUCGUCAGUCCCCUUCGUCAACGUCGCUCUCCUCAAUGGCUUCGGAUGCCGAGAACACCAGCGGCAAGAUGAUCGACACCUAUGGUAACGAGUUCAAGAUCCCCGAUUACACUAUCAAGCAGAUCCGGGACGCCAUCCCUGCUCACUGCUACAAACGCUCGGCUGUCACGAGUUUGUACUAUGUCUUCCGGGACAUGGCCAUCCUUGCGACUGUCUUCUAUGUCUUCCACAACUAUGUCACCCCCGAGACCGUGCCUUCCAUGCCGGUGCGCGUCGUCCUGUGGGCCAUUUACACCGUCAUUCAGGGUCUGGUCGGAACCGGUGUUUGGGUUCUGGCACACGAGUGCGGUCACCAGGCUUUCUCCCCUUCCAAGAUCUUGAACGACACAGUUGGAUGGAUCUGCCACUCUCUUCUGCUUGUCCCUUACUUCUCCUGGAAGAUCUCCCACGGCAAGCACCACAAGGCCACCGGUAACCUCGCUCGUGAUAUGGUCUUCGUUCCCAAGACCAGGGAAGAAUAUGCCUCUCGCAUCGGCCGUGCCGCUCAUGAGCUCAGUGAAUUGAUGGAGGAGACCCCCAUCCUGACCGCCACCAACCUCGUUCUCCAGCAGCUGUUCGGAUGGCCCAUGUACCUCUUGACCAAUGUCACCGGCCACAACAACCACGAGCGCCAGCCCGAGGGACGCGGCAAGGGCAAGCGCAACGGCUACUUUGGUGGUGUGAACCACUUCAACCCUUCCAGCCCCCUGUAUGAGGCCAAGGAUGCCAAGCUGAUCGCCCUGAGCGAUCUCGGUCUCUUCCUUGUGGGAAGCCUCCUCUACUAUAUCGGAUCGACCUAUGGCUGGCUCAACCUCCUUGUCUGGUACGGCAUUCCUUACCUCUGGGUAAACCACUGGCUCGGUAAGUUCCUCUCGUCCACCUUUCGUGGCAUGGAACAGGUUUUUGCUGACUUGUAAAUAUAGUUGCCAUCACUUUCCUUCAGCACACCGACCCCUCCCUCCCCACUACCGGCCUGAGGCCUGGGAUUUCACCCGUGGAGCUG
Molecule: messenger RNA, 1481 nt
Organism: Aspergillus novofumigatus IBT 16806
Lineage: Eukaryota; Fungi; Ascomycota; Eurotiomycetes; Eurotiales; Aspergillaceae
Product: oleate delta-12 desaturase odeA
Exons: 1
Coding region: 340-1395 (351 amino acids)
Biological process (GO): lipid metabolic process
Molecular function (GO): oxidoreductase activity
Source: RefSeq, a predicted model, not a curated record